AUGAAGGAGAAAGGGAAGCAGAACAGCAAAAAGAAGAAGGGAAAUGUUGUGUUACAGAAGUACCUGGUGGCAGUAGAUGAGUUUAUUAAAAGCAAAAGUGGCCCUGAAGAAGGGGAGAAUGACCAUGGCUUGAGAUUUGUGAAAAAGAAAAGCAGAAAAGAGCUUCGCAAAGAGAAGAGAAAAACUAAAAAAGCCAAUAUGAAAAGUUAUUAUGAGGGUAAAAAGCCCCUCAGUUUACCUCUUGAUGAUGGUGAAAACUCUGCAAUACCAGCUGAUGAACAGCCCAAGAAGAUAAAGAAGAAGAAAGCAAAGAAAGAAGUGUCAAAAGCAAAGUCCAGUAGUGAUCCUGCAGAGAAAUCAGACAGCUCUAAAACACCAGCAUCCUCCAAGACAGGCAAGAAAACCAACAAGCUCCAAGAAUCCAGGAAAAAGGCUCUUCUGGAGGCAAAUGAAGAAGAGGACAGAGAAAUAAAGAAACUAGAGAAGUGCUUGGGGUUAAACAGGAGGAAAAACAAGAAAACUCUCCCUCAGUCUUUUGUGGCUGAUGGACUUGACUACAUCCUUGGUAUGCUGGACUCUGGCUCAUCGGCUGUGGGGAUGUAUGAUGAUGAUGAUGAUAUGGACAUGGCCAAGGAUAACUUUGAAAAGCUUGAUGAGAAAGAAGAACCUGGAGAUGAGAAAGAAGAACCUGGAGAUGAGAUGGUGAGUGAGGGCAGUGAUGAAGAUAUGGGUUCACUUGACGAUGAGGGUGAGGAUGAUGAUGGUGAUGAUGAGGAUGAUGAUGAUGAUGGUGAAAUGGUUGAGGAGGAGGAAAUGGAGGAAGAGCCGGAUGAGAGUGAUGCAGCCGACAUAGACGAUGAAAAUGAAGAGGAAAAAGAGGAAGAAGCAGACACUCCUCCUGACACAAAGACAUCAGAAACUGUCACCCCUGCAGCAGGCAAGUACGUGCCACCUCACUUGCGAGGUGCCGGAGAUGAUAAACGCAAAGCUGAGCUCGAAAAGCUGAAGAGGAAUGUGAAAGGCCUGGUGAACAGGCUGAGUGAGCCCAACAUGGCGUCCAUCAGCGGUCAGCUGGAGGAGUUGUACAUGAGCUGCAGCAGGAAGGACAUGAAUGACACCCUAACCGAGUUGCUCCUAGCAGCCUGCGUCACCCCGUCCCUGAUGGCUGACAGACUACUGAUGGAGCACGUCCUGCUUGUCAGCGUCCUCCAUCACGCCGUCGGGUUGGAGGUGGGAGCCCAUUUUCUGGAGACGGUCGUGCGCAAGUUUGACGAGGCGUACAAGAACCCGACUGAAAGCAAGGAGUGCGACAACCUGGUCUCCAUCGUCGGGCACCUCUACAACUUCCAAGUGGUGCAUUCUGGUCUCAUCUUCGACAUCCUAAAACGUUUUGUUGGAGCCUUCACAGAGAAGGACAUUGAACUGGUUUUGUUAGUGCUGAGGAAUGUCGGCUUCGCACUGAGGAAGGACGAUGCUCUGGCUCUCAAGGAGCUCAUCUCUGAAGGCCAACGCAAGGCCAGCGACGCAGGGUCGAAGUUUCAGGAUCAGACCAGGGUGCGUUUCAUGCUGGAAAUCAUGCUGGCUUUGAAGAACAAUGACAUGAGGAAGAUCCCAGGCUAUGAUCCUGAGCCUGUGGAGAAACUGAAGAAGCUGCAGAGGACUCUGAUCCAGCGGCGUGCAGCAGGCAGUGACAUGAAGCUGAGGGUCUCUCUGGACAACCUCCUGGCAGCAGAGCAAGUGGGCCGCUGGUGGAUCGUCGGCUCCUCGUGGAGCGGAGCGCCCAUGAUCGGCGAACAAGGGAACACGACCUCAAAACAGAGUACUGCUGAAGGACAGUUUAGUGCCAAAGUGUUAGAGCUGGCGAGGAAACAGAGGAUGAACACAGAGGUCAGAAGAAACAUCUUCUGUGUGAUAAUGACCAGCGAAGAUUUCCUGGAUGCAUUUGAGAAACUGCUCAGGAUGGGCCUGAAGGACAAGCAGGAGAGGGAGAUUGUUCACGUUCUGAUGGAUUGCUGUCUGCAGGAGAAAACCUUCAAUGCCUAUUACGCCGUACUGGGAGAGAAAUUCUGCUCCCACGAUCGCCGCUUCCAGAUGACUUUCCAGUUCAGCCUAUGGGACAAGUUCAGGGAGCUGUCCAACCUUCCCAGCAGCACCUUUAACAACCUGGUUCAGCUGGUUACCCGCUUCCUUCAGGGGAAAUGCCUCUCGCUCUCCAUACUCAAAGUAAUAGAGUUUGGGGAACUAGAUAAGCCCACGGUGCGCUUCUUGCGUCAGGUGCUCACCAAGCUGCUAAAAGACGUUGAGCCUGAGGAGCUAGCCAGCAUAUUUGGAAGGAUUUCAGGCAUUCCCAAACUAGGAAUGCUGCGGGAGGGCUUGAAGCUCUUCAUCAGUCACUUCCUGCUGAAGAAUGCCCAGUCACAGGGACCAGCUGAGCAAGCAGCGCUGCUGUCGGAGCGCGCCCAGGUCGCCACUAGAGCCAUGGAGGCCAAAGAGGCCAAAAUCAAACUGUAAAACACGAACACACACACCAGAAACAGACGUACAUAACAGAACUGUGGAACAGGAGAACGCCUGUAAGUAGGAAUUAACACAAAGAACCCAAACCUGCAGUUUUCUUCAAAGAAGAAUAAAUAUGAUUGUGAUAUUAAAUUAAUGCCUUUGCUUUGGGGAGUCCUUGUACAUAAUUGUUACCAUGGAGAUUUUUAAAUCUGGAAGAUACUGAUGCCACAGACACACCAGUAUUAGCUCUAUUAUUUUAACACAGUGCAUAUUUUGCUUCAUGACAAUUUGGUAGCAAUACCUUGGAGAUUUUAUAUAUUUCACUUGCUUGUAUAUUUGGAGUGUAACAGUUUGUUAAACAUCAGUCAUAAAAGCCUCAAUAAAUCACAGACAUUUUGCCGAAA
Sebastes umbrosus (honeycomb rockfish) is the source of this 2903-nucleotide messenger RNA. It is a transcript of the gene nom1, whose product is annotated as nucleolar protein with MIF4G domain 1. Gene Ontology annotation, cellular component: nucleolus. The transcript has 11 exons. The record is from RefSeq and is a predicted model, not a curated record. NCBI's taxonomy places the organism in Eukaryota, Metazoa, Chordata, Actinopteri, Perciformes, Sebastidae. Gene Ontology annotation, biological process: ribosomal small subunit biogenesis. Gene Ontology annotation, molecular function: RNA binding; protein binding. The coding region runs from base 1 to 2511 and encodes 836 amino acids.